GAAGUGGCUCCUCAGCGCCGCAGCUAGUUUUCCUCGUAGACAGGCGCACUGGAGUUUGUGCUGCUAGUGGUGCACGAGGUUGGUGGGUUCUGCUUUAAACGCCUCUGUAAACCGAGAUGUCUCACCCGUCCCCACAAGCUAAGCCUUCCAAUCCCAGUAAUCCCCGAGUCUUCUUUGACGUGGACAUCGGAGAGGAGCGAGUUGGUCGAAUUGUCUUAGAAUUGUUUGCAGAUAUUGUACCCAAAACUGCAGAAAAUUUUCGUGCAUUGUGUACAGGCGAAAAAGGCAUUGGACCCACUACUGGGAAACCUCUCUAUUUCAAAGGAUGUCCUUUUCAUCGAAUUAUUAAGAAAUUUAUGAUUCAGGGUGGAGACUUCUCAAAUCAGAAUGGGACAGGUGGAGAAAGUAUUUAUGGUGAAAAAUUUGAAGAUGAAAAUUUCUACUAUAAGCAUGAUCGAGAGGGUUUAUUGAGCAUGGCAAAUGCAGGCCGCAAUACAAAUGGUUCUCAGUUCUUUAUCACAACAGUUCCAACUCCUCAUUUGGAUGGGAAACAUGUGGUGUUUGGCCAAGUAAUUAAAGGAAUUGGUGUGGCAAGGAUACUGGAAAAUGUCGAAGUGAAAGGUGAAAAACCUACCAAAUUGUGCGUUAUUGCAGAAUGUGGAGAACUCAAAGAAGGGGAUGAUUGGGGAAUAUUCCCAAAAGAUGGCUCUGGUGAUAGUCAUCCAGAUUUCCCUGAGGAUGCAGAUAUAGACUUAAAAGAUGUAGAUAAAAUUUUACUAAUAACAGAAGACUUAAAAAACAUCGGAAAUACUUUUUUCAAAUCCCAGAACUGGGAGAUGGCUAUUAAAAAAUAUGCAAAGGUUUUAAGAUAUGUGGAUAGUUCAAAGGCUGUUACUGAGAAAGCAGAUGGAUCCAGGCUGCAAUCUGUAGCCUUAAGCUGUGUGCUGAAUAUUGGUGCUUGUAAACUGAAGAUGUCAAAUUGGCAGGGGGCAGUUGACAGCUGUUUAGAGGCUCUUGAAAUGGACCCAUCAAAUACCAAAGCACUGUAUCGCAGAGCUCAAGGAUGGCAAGGAUUAAAAGAAUACGAUCAGGCAUUGGCUGAUCUUAAGAAAGCUCAGGAAAUAGCACCAGAAGAUAAAGCCAUCCAGGCAGAAUUGCUGAAAGUCAAACAGAAGAUAAAAGCAGAGAAAGAUAAAGAGAAGGCAGUAUAUGCAAAAAUGUUUGCUUAGUAAAGAUUCGAUUUUGCUACAAUAUUAUGCAUUUAUUGUAUAAAGGCAGUAAGACAAUGUAUGAGGUAUUGACUAUAUAUGAUUGUCAAUGUGAUUCUUUUGACAUUUCAGUUCUUCAUUGUUUACACUUUAAAAUACUGAUAUAGGUUACCUCUUAAUAAAAUGUGUCACAAAAUACAGUGAAGUUUUUUUUAAAAAAUUCUAUCUGUAUUUUCACAAAGGUGUCCAGUUUGCUUUUAAACUCCUUAAGUUAUAUCAUGUUGAAUGAAUUGAUGAACACUUGUUUGUAUGUUUUCCUUAAUCCUUUGCUGGUGUUUUAUGCUUAGAGAUGACACAGGAUUUGGCAGUUUUUCUGCGAAGAGCCAGAUAGUAAAAUUUUUACAAGUGUGUACCAUCUAGUAUGUCACAAUUACUCAGUUCUAUAGUUAAAACUCAAGCAAGACAGUCGGUAGUUGAUGGACAUGGCUGUUUCAGUAAAACUGUAUUCAUAGUUAAGUGGUGAGCUGGAUGUUGAUCCCUGGUCUAGAAUGUAUAUUCAUUUUUAUAUUAGAAGAUUUAAAUUUGGCAAGUCAACUGUAUGGUAAAGUCCAUUAAGGCAUUUUGCUGUUGGUGCUAAAAUCUUGAACAAGUGAAGAGAUAAGCAGAUGCUAUAUCAUUUGUAAUUUUAUUGUUUAAGAGAGAAAUAUUUCAUAAUUUUUAUGGGACAAUUUUACAUAGAGUAUAAAAUAUAUAUUUCACCAGUAGUUAGUUUGUGAAGGGUACUUGUUAACCUCUAAAUAUUUUAAUUUUAUUUUGCCAUACAUUUACACUUUAAAGAAUCUGGUUAUCAAAUGUGCCUGAAAUGAAAUAAAUUGCAGUUUACAUUCCAUUAUAAGCUGGUCCUCCUCCACCUUCAGGCACCACCCAGUUAAUAUUCUGACUUGGAUCUUUAAUAUCACAUGUUUUACAGUGCACACAGUUCUGAGCAUUUAUCUGUAACCGAAAUCCAUCACCUUGUUCCAAAGGUACAAAUUCAUAAACUCCUGAAAGUAAAAAUGAGUAAUGUUAAAAGUACUGAAUUUAAACCAUUUCUAAAUUUAAAAGUUUCUUUUUUUUUUGGUGGUACUAGGGAUUGAAUCUUGGUCCUUGCAUAUGCUUGACACUCUACCACUUAGCUACAUCUUUAGUCUUUUAAAAAACAAUUUUAUCUUGACAUGGUCUUGCUAAGCUGCUUGGCCUGGUCUUGAACUUGUGAUCUUCCUGCCUCAUCCUUCUGAGUAGCUGGUAUAACAGGGGUAGGUCACCAUAACUGGAUCAACAAUAGAAUUUAAAAUCCUGAAAGGAUUAGCUACAGAAACCUUAGAAGUUAUUUUCUGAAUGCUUACUCAUAGAGAAUAUCAUGACAAUUUUGGUGUGGGCUGUGUGCUGUGUUAGUAUAUAAAUGUACAUAAUAAAAUGAAGUAGAGCAAUAUUGACUGGGUGAGUCUAACAGGGGUCUUCAAUAAAUACUUAGCCAUCUUUGAGUUAAAGAUAUACACAUAUACACACAAUAUG
This is a messenger RNA of Sciurus carolinensis (gray squirrel), 2762 nucleotides long. RefSeq names its product peptidylprolyl isomerase D (gene Ppid). The record is from RefSeq and is a predicted model, not a curated record. The transcript is spliced from 10 exons. Gene Ontology annotation, molecular function: peptidyl-prolyl cis-trans isomerase activity; protein binding. Lineage: Eukaryota; Metazoa; Chordata; Mammalia; Rodentia; Sciuridae. Bases 117 to 1229 code for a protein of 370 amino acids. Gene Ontology annotation, biological process: protein peptidyl-prolyl isomerization; protein folding.